Haliotis rufescens (red abalone) is the source of this 1195-nucleotide messenger RNA. RefSeq names its product myosin regulatory light chain, smooth muscle-like. Lineage: Eukaryota; Metazoa; Mollusca; Gastropoda; Lepetellida; Haliotidae. Gene Ontology annotation, cellular component: cytoplasm; myosin II complex. The transcript has 7 exons. Bases 92 to 565 code for a protein of 157 amino acids. The record is from RefSeq and is a predicted model, not a curated record. Gene Ontology annotation, molecular function: myosin heavy chain binding; calcium ion binding.
GACGAUCUCAGGACUGUCAGUAUCACUUCGUCUUCCAGCAAGAUAUUUCAAGUCUUCCUUCGCUCGCACCAGCUGAUUCAAGAUAUCAACAAUGGCUCCCACAAACGUUCUCGCUAUGUUCCGCCCUGCUCAGGUCCAGGAGUUUAAAGAGGCCUUUGCUCUGAUCGACGUCAACAGGGACGGAAUCAUCCAGGUUGAUGACCUGAAGAGCAUCUACGCCAACCUGGGAAAGGUCCCAUCUGACGCUGAACUGCAGGAGAUGCUGAAGGAAGCACCUGGCCCCCUUAACUUCACCACCUUCCUCAACAUGUUCGGGGAGAAGAUGGGAGGUACUGAUUCGGAAGAAACAAUCAAGAACGCUUUCGCUAUGUUUGACGAAGAUGGCAAAGGAACACUGCCCGAGGAUAACAUCAAGGACCUCCUGCAGAACAUGGGAGACAACUUUACCCAAGAUGAGAUCAAAAUGACAUGGAAGGAAGCACCUAUCGCUAAGGGCCAGUUCAACUAUGUGGCCUUCACCGGCAAACUGAAGGGCAAACAGGACGAGGAGGAGAUGAAGGCAUAAGCCUUGACCUUAAACGUAACCUUGACCUAUAUCGACCUUAUACGUAACCUUGACCUGCGUCAUAGUGUCGUGGUCAUCGUAAACUUAGUGUACAAACAGUUCACUGCGAAAUACAAUUGUAGCUGAAACGAACUUACAAUACUGACAAUGUCAAUGUGUACAUAAGAGUUAAUAUUAUGUUGUUAAACAUUUAUCUGUUUGGGUUGGGACGUGGGAUCGAGUGGAGCAACAUAAGGCCAAGCCAUCUAAAGGCACAGUAAUUCGAUGUGCAAAGUUGAGUCCCUUGGUUACUCUAACAACCUUUGAUGGUUGGUUCGAAUCCAGGUUGGUCCCGAUCAUGUUUCUGGGUUUGUCAGCACCAUACCCUUGCUCUGGGGUUCACCAAAGUAAAAACAUCCGAGACGUGCAUAAAUUUGGGCUUUCCUCCCAAGCUGACACACCGUGGUAUAACUGAAAUACUGUUCCAGGCGGCGUUAAACCCAACUCACUCACUCAGCCUUUUGAAAUUUGUAAAGAUAAUGAUAUCUGACAAAUACUGAUAUGGAUGUUUGCCACUGAACGAAUGUGUACUGUACAUGUAUAUACGUUUUUAUUUAUGACACCUCACAAUAAACAUGAACAUGAAAUAGA